Peromyscus leucopus (white-footed mouse) is the source of this 884-nucleotide messenger RNA. RefSeq names its product relaxin 3 (gene Rln3). The record is from RefSeq and is a predicted model, not a curated record. Gene Ontology annotation, cellular component: extracellular region. The transcript has 2 exons. Gene Ontology annotation, molecular function: hormone activity. NCBI's taxonomy places the organism in Eukaryota, Metazoa, Chordata, Mammalia, Rodentia, Cricetidae. Bases 54 to 479 code for a protein of 141 amino acids.
GGGACAGAGGUGGUACAGAGGGAGCACCUCGGUCACAGGCAUCUCAGUUGAGCAUGGCAACGCUCGGGCUGCUGCUGCUGGCUUCCUGGGCUCUCACUGGGACUCUGCAGCUGCAGGCUGAUGCGAGGCCAGCGCCCUAUGGGGUGAAGUUGUGUGGCCGCGAGUUCAUCCGAGCGGUCAUCUUCACCUGCGGGGGCUCACGAUGGCGCAGGGCAGACAUCUUGGCCCACGACUCUCUGGGGGACUUCUUCCCGGAUGCAGAAGCCAACACGGACCACUUGGCCAGCGAACUGGACGAAGCUGUGGGCUCCAGCGAGUGGCUAGCCCUGACCAAAUCCCCCCAGGCCUUCUAUGGUAGUCGACCCAGCUGGCAAGGGGCGCCUGGAGCGGUGAGGGGCAGCAGAGAUGUCCUGGCUGGCCUUUCCAGCAGCUGCUGCGAGUGGGGCUGUAGCAAGAGCCAAAUUAGCAGCUUGUGCUAGGACCCGGGUGGGGAAGCGUGCGGUGCCUCCAACCUGCGAUGCUCACGACCAUUCCUAUACGCAAAGCGUUCACUGAAGCCUCCGCCAAGACGCGGUGUGCCAACCCAUUCCCACCUUGCUCCGGGCCACACUCCUACCUAGCCAAACAGAAACUUGAUCUUCGCGGCUGAGUUCUUCCCCUCCCCAACCCCAGCCCCAGAGAGCCUGGCUGCAGCCAGGUGCCCACCUAUUCAAACUGGCCACCCUGAGCACCCGCGCCCUGUGCGGACCUAAUUGCCGCGCUGUUUCCCGGCCAGGCCAGUGUAACCUGCCCCCUGCUCCUCUCCCUUCGGUCUCCAACCCAAAGCACUCCGCAUGCCGACCCCAGGGCUGGGGACGCGGGGGCCCCCAGUACUCAGACUUUCC